UACUAUUCUGUUACUUCUCUUUUUUGUGUGGAAAUGGAGACAAAACACAAUAAAGACCAAGAAAAGUCCAGAAAUUGAUAAAGAAGAAAAUUGUAACUCUAACAGUACCAAAACUGAAGGAGAGAUGGAGCAGCUCAUGACAGAUGAAACAGUGCAAAAGGAGGUUUUCAACAAGGGAAAAGGGCAAAAGGAGAUAAAACACUCUCAAGACAAGCCGCAGGAGCUACAGGAGAAGCCAAGGCCCAGGAAAAAGGAGCCCGAAAUUCACAAAUCUAAAGUAUUUGAUCGUCAGAAUUCUCAGAAAGUCUCACACACCACCAUGACCGGUCAGGUAUCUGCCACAGGAGACAUCAUUGUGGACAAAGUCGACCCAGAGGGCAAAUAUGUUCGUCUCAAAAACAUAUCCACGAAGCCCGAGAUUCACAAAUCUAAAGUAUUUGAUGGUCAGAAUUCUCAGAAAGUCUCUCACACCAGCAUGACCGGUCCGGUAUCAGCCACGGGUGCAUCUAAAGUAUUUGAUGAUCAGAAUUCUCAGAAAGUCUCUCACACCGCCAUGGCCCGUCAGGUAUCAGCCACAGGAGACAUCAUUGUGGACAAAGUCGACCCAGAGGGCAAAUAUGUUCGUCUCAAAAACACAUCCAUGAAGUUCCAGUCAAUGAAAGGCUGGGAAUUACAUAUCCAGGUUAACAACAGAAAACCCAUCAUGCACACAUUUAACUCGUCAUUUAGGCUAAGUCCUGGAAACACUGUCACUAUCUGGUCCAAAGAAUCUGAUGUCACUGACUCAACCACUGACCUGGUGACCUUAGAAUGCUGGGGCACUGGAGAGCGACUGCUGGUCACGCUCUACAGAGACACUGGAGAGUCUGCCAUAUCUGAAGCACAAAAUCUUGUGAAUUGUGGCACCAGCUUGGCCAGUCAGGACUCAGUCACAGGACACAUCAUUGUAGACAAGAUCAACCAAGAGGGCAAAUAUGUCCGUCUCAAAAACAAGUCUGAUAUGGUACAACAAAUGAAAGACUGGGAAUUACAUAUCCAGGUCAACAACAGAAAACCCAUUAUAAUAAGCAGAUUUGAUUGCAGAGUCCACCUAAAUCCUGGACAGACUGUGACUAUCUGGGCCAAAAAUUUUGCUUUCAUGCGUGAACCUGGUGACCUGCCCAGCUUGGAGUCCUGGGGCAUUGGAAAACAACUGCUGGUUACCCUCUACAGUGACACUGGAGAGGUCUGACAACACCUUACAUGACACAAGUUGACAAAUACACUGUAUGACCAAAGGUAUGGGGACACA
Molecule: messenger RNA, 1291 nt
Organism: Larimichthys crocea (large yellow croaker)
Lineage: Eukaryota; Metazoa; Chordata; Actinopteri; Sciaenidae
Product: lamin-B1
Exons: 10
Coding region: 125-1231 (368 amino acids)
Biological process (GO): protein localization to nuclear envelope; nuclear envelope organization; nuclear pore localization
Cellular component (GO): nuclear lamina; nuclear envelope
Molecular function (GO): structural constituent of cytoskeleton
Source: RefSeq, a predicted model, not a curated record